Bombyx mori (domestic silkworm) is the source of this 1810-nucleotide messenger RNA. RefSeq names its product luciferin sulfotransferase. The coding region runs from base 916 to 1749 and encodes 277 amino acids. Gene Ontology annotation, cellular component: cytoplasm. The transcript is spliced from 6 exons. NCBI's taxonomy places the organism in Eukaryota, Metazoa, Arthropoda, Insecta, Lepidoptera, Bombycidae. The record is from RefSeq and is a predicted model, not a curated record. Gene Ontology annotation, biological process: sulfation. Gene Ontology annotation, molecular function: sulfotransferase activity.
GCUGGGGGCGCAACGGGAGUCUGAGGGCGGGGGCGCGACGCGUUCACGGCUUUGCUAAUUUUAGCGGCCGCGGGAGCUCGAGACUCCGCGGCACGCUUCUUACCCUUCUGUACCAGGGUGAAUCCAUCCGUCGAUGAGGCGGGGGCGAGGUCAACCUCCAUGUCCGAGUCAGAGUCGGAGCACGAGGAGGCGGGUGCAGGCGACCUACGAGCAAGUGUAGGUGUUUUAGAGGGCGCGACGGAGGCCGCGGAUGAUCGCUCAGCUGAAACGAUGGUCACGGCGGACGACGCAGCAGCUUUUCUCGCCAGUAUAGGCGACACGGGAGCGGCAGGCACGACAGAGGCUGCGGUGCUCAAUGCAGAAGCUCUGCACGCAGGUACAGGCGACGCAGGAGCAGCGAGCGCGGCGGAGUCCUCGAGAGGGCUCGCAGUGUGAUUGGCCUUGAAGGCCAAAAACUCCGAGGCGAGCUGUGGGUGGCGAAGUCGGAGGAAUUCCGCGAAUACAGCGUCCAUGAUUGCUGAGUACCCAGGUGGGGCGGCCCCGGGUCUUGAAAACACUCGCCUUGUGGCGAGGCCCCAACUUCUCGGACCUGAGCGGUUCUAUUGAACACAGGUGGCAAUGCGGCGCGAUUACUACAGGACAAAGAAAAAGCACAACAAAACAGAAAUUACGAAAAGAAACAAAACAAAUAAAUACUUGCAGGAAACCACUUUGUCGGCAGAUGUACCACGAACACAGAAACAACAAAAGGAAACAAAACAAAUAAAAACUUCCAGAAAGAGCACUUAGUCGGCAGAUGUGCCACAAACACAGGCCGCGCGAACAAUGGCCGGGCUAACAAAAGCCGGGCGAACAAAGACCGGGCGAUCGAGUGGACGAUGAGCACGUCCGCACGUGACGGGUGCCUCUAUCGGAAUGACGUAUAUAAGAACUACGUGGACUCAAGAACUAGUUUGGAUGGUGGCUAAUGACCUAGAUUAUGAAAAAUCAGCUGCAGUGCCGCUUACCCAGAGAUACCCAUUUUUAGAGUUUUCAAUAUGCGUCCAUCCCGUCAUGAAGAAAAAAUUCACGGAAGAGAAUAGUUACAGCGAGGACAAACUGAAGCUUUUAGAAGAUGUCAUCCAACCCGGGACUGAUCAACUAGCUUCUAUGCCUUCGCCUCGCUUCAUAAAGACACAUCUGCCACUAUCUCUGUUACCUCCUGAUCUGUUAGAAACAGCAAAGAUGGUUUAUGUGGCCCGGGACCCGAGGGAUGUAGUGGUAUCGUUCUAUCACCUCAACAGAUUGAUCAGAACUCAAGGCUACAUUGGAGAUUUCAAAACUUAUUGGCACUACUUUAUUAAUGAUUUACAUCACUGGACUCCGUACUUUGAACACUUAAAAGAAGCAUGGGAGAAAAGACAUCAUCCAAAUCUUCUAUUUUUGUUUUACGAAGAACUCUCCAAAGACUUGCAGAAGACAGUUCGUCGAGUGUCACAAUUUUUCAAUAAGGAUUAUACGAUGGACGAGAUAAUUAAAUUGUGCGAACACCUCAGUAUCAUGAACUUUAAAAAUAACAAAUCCGUAAACUUCAACGUGAUGGCAGAACUCGGCGUGACUAUAACAGGGGAGCAAUCCUUCAUACGAAAAGGUAAGGCCGGUGGCUGGAGAGACUAUUUUGACGAAGAAAUGACUAAAGAAGCAGAGAGCUGGAUGCAAAACAAUCUGCGCGACACCGACCUACGAUUCCCGCACUUAGAAGAUUUCUAAAUAUUACAGGAUACAUCAAACCUAAGUUAUGAAAUUUUAAUAAAAGGUGAAAGUUGGGUGA